CUCCAUUGUGAAAAGCUAAACGAAAGCUACGGCGCCGCCGCCUUGGUGACUCCCUCUCCUCUCCUCUCCUCUCCUCUCAGCUACGCAUCCUACCUCCGACGGCCAACGCAGCCUCCUCCGUGGACGGCGCUUCGUUCGAUCAAGAGUGCAGACAGAACAUCACAGACAGGAAGCUUCAAUGCUUGGCAAUGGAGAUGAGGGCUCGGGAAUCUGUAAACAUGUCGGAGGACCUAACUGGGGCAAUUGCACCUUACGCCACCGCCCUACAUGAUGUGUUCCUCCACUCCCAUUGCUCAUCAUGCUUCAGCAAGUUACCACCACAAUCCCCCUACACCAUGUCUUGCACAAUGUGCUGCUCUGUUCGAUACUGCUGCUCGGAGUGCUUAAGCUCAGAUUCAUUGGUGCAUUCUUCUUCUGGUGAAUGUUGCUUUUUUAUGGACCACCUCAAGAGAGCUUCCCCUAACUAUGUUACUGAAGGAACAAGUGAUUUACGUGCUGCCCUCCGACUUCUUUAUGUGCUUGAGAUGCAUGAUCUUGUUUCAUCUGAUUCAAUCAGCCAGUACAGUAGGAUUGGUGGUCUUUCAGCAAGUGGUAUUGAGGAAGCUCAGGAGGAAGAUGAGGAGAUUGCUGAGAGGAUAUUGGAGGGGAGCCUACUGAUGUCAUCUUCUAGAAAAUCAAGGGCACUGUCUUAUGUUAGUUUACCUGAUGGAGUUAAAGUUGAGAGGAUGGCAUUAUGGGCAGUGAUUACAAAUAGUGUUGAGGUACAGCUUAGCGAAGGGCUGGUUAUGGGAAUUGCUGUGUAUGGCCCAAGUUUCUCAUGGUUCAACCACAGCUGCUUUCCCAAUGCUUCGUACAGAUUUGUAUUGGCUCCGAAGAAUGAAAACUGUAUUUCACACCAAUCAAAAUCAUGUGUAGUCCCUGCUAGCAAAGGAGUUGCAGCUGAUGUGUGGCAUGCUUGGCAGUAUGAGGAAGCUGAUUGUACCAACGCACUCUGCAAAUAUGGUCCAAGAGUUAUUGUUCGCUGCACAAAACCAAUUAACAAGGGAGAUGAAGUUUGCAUAACAUACAUUGAUCUUCUCCAGACCAAGGAAGCAAGGCAUUCGGAUCUGUGGUUAAAGUAUAAAUUCAUUUGUUCUUGCAACCGCUGUAUAUCAUUACCAGAGCCUUAUGUGGAUCUUCUUUUGAAUUGUGAUGCUAGGGACUUAAAUAAACCAGAGGAUGCUGUUGCAGCUCCAACAGUUAAGGAUUUGGAUGAUGGCUUACAACAAGCAAUAUCUGAAUACUCAUCAGGCGAAGAUGCCAAAGCUUGCUGUGAUAUGAUUGAAAGCAUGCUUUCUGAAAACUUGAUGAGAGAUUUGCAGAAAGGGGAACUUUCAGGGAGAAAACAUAUACUACACCCUCUUCAUCGUGUCUGUUUUACUGCUUACAUAGCACUUGCCUCUGCUUACCGAUUUCGUGCCCUAAGUUACAAAACGGGCAGUUUGUAUGGAGAAAAAAGUGAUGAUCUUUUCAGAGUGGCCAAAGCUGCAGCUGCUUAUUCAUUACUACUCGCUGGAGCUAUGAAUCAUCUAUUCUUAUCUGAAUGUUCUUUUAUGAUGGCACUGUCGCAUUUUCUAAUAGGUGCUGGGCAGUCAUUGUUUUUACUUGUCGAAUCUAUGAAGGGAGAAAUGAGGCAGUUUUUAUCUGAGGCUAAGUUCACCUUUCCUUCAUGUCCAGAAAGUUCUGUAAAACUUGAUUCAGUGAAGUACAAUGAUUUCAGAUCAACUUGUGAAGGAUUUCGCAAACGAAUGUUACUUUUGUCGUUUCAUUGCUGGUCAUUUCUCGUCCAAGGUUUACCCUGCCUGGAAAAGAUCAAGAAUCCUAUAGAUUUCAGUUGGCUUGGAAAGGCAAUAUCUCCGUCUCUCCUUUCCGAGGAAGAUUAUGCCAAUCUUUCUGCACAUAAUCCUACACCUUUCACAAAGGAACAGAAAGAGUGCAUUCUUAGUUUGGCUAUUUGUUGUGUCACGUAUUGCAAAUAUCUCACUAGUAUAUGCUAUGGCCCACAACAUUAUCUGAUAGACCAUGCUAAAGAUAUACUUGAAGUUAUCUUUUAGCCAGAUUUAGUCUUAUCUGCGGGGAUUACCAUUUUUCCAAGUGUACUGGAGACAUAUGUGAACAAAUGAAUGGCUAUCAAAUAUCAUGCCCUGCAAUUACUGCUUUAUCUUUGUUCAGAACUCAAUUGUACCUGCAAGCCUCUAACUGCAUGUUUUACAUAGCCAACUACAAAUGUCGCAACUGUUUUCACCGAGAAACAGACGACACUGGUAUAGCAAGUUGAAUUGGUGUAUUAAUUAUCAGAAUAGUAGUACCAGGUUCUGGUGAGAAUAAUUGUAGGAAUAUGCUUUAGAAUUUUUCUUUGCCUGUAUUGCUGCUAGAUACUGCUAACACUGACCUGACCAAUGGUGAUUUAACAUCAUUAAUGGUCUGGCCUACCAAUUUCCAGCUGGGGCCUAUUUAUUUUUAAGCUAGUGGUUCUGACAAAAACUAGAAAAAACCCUGUUAGAUCUUGGUUUUGGAUGUAGUGUUGCACCAUGCUGCGAAACCUCUAGAUGGUAUUGAGCAUUUUGUCCUCUCCUCAUCUCAUAGCAUGGUUCUGUUUGUUGAAUGAGUGGUGCAUAGUCUUUUAUGGCAGUUUAAAAUUUCACAGUGAACACCAUAAACCUACUGUGCUGUUCUAAUGCCAUGAUUUGUAGAAUUAUCAAUUAUGAACAUAUUUAUCGUUGUGGACUAUAAAACUUCCUGAACAGUUUGGGUUGGAAUCCUAGUGGUGUCUGCUAAGUUGAAUCAAGUAAUUUGUUACGGCUGUAUCCGCUUGUGCAAGAUGUGAAUAUCCAUUGGUCUAUUCGGGAUAUUCUAAUUUUUGUGAUCAACCAACAUAGAGUUGAUGUGCACAUAAAUGUGGAAAUAGAGUAAGUUCAGUUUGUGUAUAAACAAAAUGUCAUCUUCCAUGUGUGUUUACAUCAACAUUUAUUGUUGGAGUAUAUUGAGCCCAUGUGUAUAGAGGCCCAUCUAGAGGUCCAUGUGUAGGUAUUAUAAAUACCCACCCUUCUAGGGUUGGAGGAAUACAGAAAUUAUUCUCUCCAAUAUGGUAUCAGCCUAGGUUAGGGUUAGGU
Messenger RNA from Panicum virgatum (switchgrass), 3152 nucleotides. Its product is annotated as protein SET DOMAIN GROUP 41. NCBI's taxonomy places the organism in Eukaryota, Viridiplantae, Streptophyta, Magnoliopsida, Poales, Poaceae. The transcript has 7 exons. Gene Ontology annotation, molecular function: protein binding. The coding region runs from base 189 to 2093 and encodes 634 amino acids. The record is from RefSeq and is a predicted model, not a curated record.